CAUAUGACUCGUAGGGAAGAGAGACCGACACACAGAGGAGUGGGAGUGGAAGUUGAAGAGGAAAGAAUUUUUUUUUUCUUUCAUUUAUUGGAUAAAAUUAAUGGUCACCCAGUGAUUUGGUUUCUACUUGGUGCAUUGUUGGUGGGAAGAACUGAGUUAUGGGUGAUUCAAGUGGUUCAGUUUCUGUUGAUAUAGAGAUGAUUCCUUUCGGGGGAAAGGAGUGUCUGGUGAAGACGAGCAAAGGUUCAGUCUCUGUUUUCAUUUGUGGAGAUCAAGAAAAGCCUGCUAUUAUAACAUACCCAGAUGUUGCUCUUAACUACAUGUCCUGUUUCCAAGGCCUCUUCUUUUGCCCUGAUGCGGCUUCUUUGUUGCUUCACAACUUCUGCAUUUACAACAUCGACGCACCGGGGCAUGAGUUGGGAGCUGCAGCAAUUUCUUCAGAUGUGCCAUUGCUUAGUGUUGAUGACCUUGCAGACCAGGUGGCCGAAGUGCUCGACUUCUUUGGGCUAAGAGAGGUUUUAUGCUUGGGUGUAACCGCUGGUGCUUACAUCCUCACACUUUUUGCUAUGAAAUAUAAAGAACGUGUAGUUGGAUUAAUUCUCGUUUCCCCAAUUUGCAAAGCACCGUCAUGGGCUGAAUGGAUUUACAACAAGGUAUUGUUGAACCUAUUAUACUUUUAUGGUAUGUGUGGUUUACUAAAAGAGUGUCUUCUUCAGCGCUACUUCAGCAAGGAACUUAGAAGUGGCUCUCAUGGUGCACAAUCAGACAUAAUACAGGCAUGCCAAAGGCUACUGGAUGAAAGGCAAAGUUUGAAUGUCAUGCGCUUUCUGCAAGCAAUUAAUGAGAGGCACGACCUCACAGAGGGCCUAAAAAGACUGCGGUGCAAGACACUUAUUUUUGUUGGUGAAAACAGUCCUUUUCGAGCUGAAUCUGUAUACAUGAGUGCUAAAAUGGACAGAAAAUCCACUGCUCUUGUUGAGGUAAGAUGCAAUCUUCUUUUUUCCUUUUUUAAUUCCUGUGAUUCAAAGAACUUACUGUUUUUGGGUAUCAAGGGAACCCCUGACCCUUUGCACGGAGCAGCUUGCCAUUGGCCAAGCAAAUGUCCUCUUGUUUUUCAGUGGAAAAUGUUGAGGAAUGAAAUGAUAAUCACUCUACUCGAUGUGCUAGUCACUCAAUUUUUUCCUCCCACUUUUGGAGGGAUUAAUUUUGAAAUGGAGAGUAAAUCCGUUUCCUUCGCCAGUUCCUUUUCCUUUAUCUUCGCCUCAUAUCACCCGGUCCAGAUUCCUUGGAGGAGAGUGCUACUUUGAAAUGUGUCCAAAAUUACAUCGCAGAGCUGAUGUUUCGUUUUUUUGCGUAGACGUAUUGCGGUGCAGAUCUUUAGGGAUAAUGUCUUCACUGAACUCCAGCAGAUGUAGACAUGCCUAGAAAAGAUAGAUAUAUAUUAACUGUGGUCGACAUAUGUUAACUUUAGUCUGCUGUACUUUCUUAUAGGUUUUGUCAGGAGAAAAAUAAAAAAUAAAUAAAUAAAUAAAUAAAUGGUUGAACGCCACAAUCAUAUUGUAUAUCAUAAUCUGUUGACAUUUAUAUGAUAAUUUGCAUUUCCGAACAGGUUCAAGCAUGUGGCUCACUGGUGACUGAAGAGCACCCAUAUGCAAUGCUGAUUCCCAUUGAGUUCUUCCUAAUGGGUUUUGGCUACCACAGGCAGCCAUCUUUUGCUGCAUCUUCAUCAAGUAAUGGUUCGAAUCCCGCCAGCCCCUCGAGUCAUUCCUACAUAGCGCCAGAGCUUCUCUCUCCCGAGAGUCUAGGGAUCAAACUGAAGCCCAUUAGGACCCGUGCAACGAUCGAAGUAUAAAUAUGAUGAUGCAAAAAGCAUCAUUACUUGUCAUCACUGCAGCAGAAUAUGGAGGCAGGACUUGCACAUAUGAUUAAUAUAGCUAUUUUGGGUAUACUUGAAUUUAGUUUAGCAUAUUCUUUUGUUAUGUUGUAUCAGUGGGGGGCGAGUUUUGGUGUUUUGGGGUGACUCUGCAAUUUCAUUUUAUUUUUUUAUUUUUCUAACUGGGCGGAGAUAAAAUAGAAGAAAUAAAUGAUUGAAUAAGGGGUAGAAGCAUUCUUUAAAGGGAGGUGGGGAAAUGUACAUGUAACAAUACUUCCUUUUUCAUUUUGGUAUUAUAUCAAUGUUAUGUAAGUUCUAUAUGAUUGGCAGUCAGACCGAGUGUCCAUACUGUGGGAUCAUUUGUUUGUUAAAUGUCAUUGGGUAAUUAGAAAUAAAAGAUUAAAGGACUUGCCUGAUGUUAA
Malania oleifera is the source of this 2295-nucleotide messenger RNA. RefSeq names its product protein NDL1-like. The record is from RefSeq and is a predicted model, not a curated record. Lineage: Eukaryota; Viridiplantae; Streptophyta; Magnoliopsida; Santalales; Ximeniaceae. Bases 159 to 1307 code for a protein of 382 amino acids. The transcript is spliced from 10 exons.